This is a messenger RNA of Punica granatum (pomegranate), 1002 nucleotides long. Lineage: Eukaryota; Viridiplantae; Streptophyta; Magnoliopsida; Myrtales; Lythraceae. The record is from RefSeq and is a predicted model, not a curated record.
AUGUCGGAAAGAGACGACCUUGAGAACCCUAACGGUCUUACCGCUCAGUCGUCGUCCUCUUCUUCUUCUUCUUCUUCUUCUUCCUUUGUCUCGACUCUCAAAAUCCUCUUCCAGUCCAUCGCCAUCCUCCUCCGCCACCGGCUCCACUUCCUCUCGAUCUACGCCCUCACCGCCCUCCCCCUUUCCCUCCUCCUCUUCUCCCUCGCCGUCUCUGUCCACCCCAUCGAGACCCGCGUCCGCUCCCUCGAGUCCCUCGCCCGCCUCUCCCCCACCCGCUUCGAGUCCCGCCAGGUCCUUAAGGAGUCCCGCUCCGACGCCCUCUCCGCCCUCCGCCUCCGCGCCUCCUACUCCCUCCCCUGCCUCGCCCUCUCCCUCGCCGCCCUCGCCUCCUCCGUAUCCUCCGCCUCCGCCGCCGUCUCCGGCCGGCGCCCCUCCCUCCCGUCCGCCGCGGCGGCCGUGCGGGACCGGUGGCCCCGUUCCCUUGUCACCUCGAUCUGCGUCUACGCCUCCAUGUGGACCUUCCUCUCCGUCACUGGGACCCUCCGGGCUAUCCUCGCAGGCUCCCCCGGCCCGAGGUUCGCCGUCUUCUUCGUCGGUUCCGUCGUUGAGGUCUACCUGAUGGCAGUCCUAGGCGUCGCGCUGGUGGUCUCGGUGCUGGAGGAGCGGGUCGGGUUCGACGCGAUCAGGGUCGGGUCGGCCAUCAUGGAGGGGAGUAGGUGGAGUGGGUUCCUGUUAUCAGGUGUGUUCGUGCUCUUAACGGGCUCGAUCUGGAGGGUGUUGGAGGGGUCGAUGGACGGCCAGGAUUGGACCUCUCUCAUUGGUAUGGUAAGGUGGAUGGUUGGGAUCGGCCGGAGAGCUUGGCUGGUCCUGCUGUACGGGCUGCUGGUGAUGUCGAGCUACGUUGUAUUGACGGUUUACUACUGCAACUGCCGGCGACGGAAUAACAAUGUCGCCCGGGGACUAGAAGCGGAGAGCGAGAUGGCCGAAGUGGAGAACUUGUAA